UUGAAUGCUUCACCACACGCAAACAUAGUCUGAGCUUGCACAUUUCGGAAAUCCCGUAAAGCAGCACAGCUUGCACCGCAAGAGCCGAGCUCCAUCGGCGGACGUUUCUCGAUCUCUCUGCUGUCGCGUGGCGGAGGUUGGUGGAGCUGUUAAGCCGGAUCGGUCUCUGAUGGACGGUCAGUACUUGGUCAGUGGCGUCUUGGCUCUGUUCCUGGGGAUCUUCCUGCUGUACAAGGGGCUCGGGAAGCAGAAGAGGAGGCUGUCCAAGAAGGGUCGCGGCGAUGACUAUGUGAAGAGCUCUGUGGAUGGAGGUUUCGUGCCCGGCGGCGUCGAUGGGAGCACCGACAUCGUCAUUGUCGGAGCAGGCGUCGCCGGUGCGGCUCUCGCUUACGCGCUCGGGAAGGAUGGACGUCGCGUGCGUGUAAUUGAGAGGGACCUGACGGAGCAAGAUAGAAUUGUCGGCGAGCUUCUUCAACCAGGAGGUUACCUGAAAUUGAUGGAAUUGGACCUUGCAGAUUGCGUGCAAACAAUUGAUGCCCAAAGAGUUGUCGGAUAUGCUCUUUUCAAGGAUGGGAAACACACGCAGUUGUCUUAUCCAUUGGAGAAUUUUCAUUCGGAUGUCGCCGGCAGAGGUUUUCACAACGGCCGUUUCGUUCAAAGCAUGAGGGAAAAGGCCGCAACUCUUCCAAACGUAAGUCUAGAACAAGGGACAGUAACAUCUCUAAUUGAGGAAAAGGGAACUGUCAAGGGAGUGCAAUACAAGACCAAGGCCGGGGAAGAGUUGAAAGCAUAUGCUCCCCUCACCAUCGUAUGUGACGGUUGCUUUUCAAACCUACGCCGUAACCUCUGCUUUCCGAAGGUUGAUGUCCCCUCUCAUUUCGUGGGGUUGGUCGUGGAGAAUUGUGAUCUUCCAUUCCCAAAUCACGGCCAUGUCAUACUGGCAGACCCUUCGCCUAUCUUAUUUUAUCCGAUCAGCAGCACUGAGAUCCGUUGUCUGGUCGAUGUCCCUGGCCAGAAAUUGCCCUCUUUAGCCAGCGGUGAAAUGGCCACAUAUUUGAAGACAAAGGUUGCUCCCCAGGUUCCCCCUCAAUUGUACAAAGCCUUCAUCGCAGCAAUUGACAAGGGAAACAUCAAGUCGAUGCCAAAUAGAAGCAUGCCUGCCAAUCCUCAACCCACCCCUGGAGCUCUUCUGAUGGGAGACGCGUUCAACAUGCGCCAUCCAUUGACAGGAGGAGGAAUGACCGUGGCUCUUUCUGAUAUCGUUUUGCUAAGGAACCUCCUUCGCCCACUUCAGGAUCUGAAUGAUGCAUCUGCUCUAUGCAAAUAUCUCGAGUCGUUCUAUACACUGAGGAAGCCUGUGGCGUCGACCAUCAACACCCUGGCUGGUGCUCUGUACAAGGUCUUCUGUGCAUCUCCAGACCCGGCAAGAAAGGAAAUGCGCCAGGCAUGCUUCGACUAUCUGAGCCUUGGCGGUCUCUGCUCAACUGGGCCAGUCUCUCUGCUCUCGGGUCUAAACCCCCGUCCAAUGCACUUGGUCUGCCAUUUCUUUGCAGUAGCAGUAUAUGGUGUCGGGCGGCUAUGUCUUCCAUUCCCUUCGCCGAAACGCAUGUGGCUCGGGGCCAGACUGGUUAAGGGUGCAUCAGGUAUCAUCUUUCCCAUAAUAAGGGAUGAAGGAGUAAGGCAGAUGUUCUUCCCUGCGACUGUGCCGGCUUACCACAGAGCUCCUCCUGUUCACUGAGAGAAUGCAGCAAAGCUCGAUAAGCGCAUGAAUAUGCGGUCAAGUUCGUUUCUUCUAGUCACAUUCCUCUCUCGUAGUAGAUGGAGAGGCCUGCCAGUUAUACUGCACUCGGAAGAGAAAUGUGCAUUGGAACUAUAGAUUUCGUUACGAUAAGUAGAUUCAUUCAGAACCAGAUUUUCUCAGGAACCUUGUAACUUUCCUUUGUUCUCUAGUUGAUCCAAUCAAAUGUUAAUAAAUACUACUUCGCUCUUUUCUGUU
Molecule: messenger RNA, 1996 nt
Organism: Eucalyptus grandis
Lineage: Eukaryota; Viridiplantae; Streptophyta; Magnoliopsida; Myrtales; Myrtaceae
Product: squalene monooxygenase SE1
Exons: 8
Coding region: 170-1738 (522 amino acids)
Biological process (GO): sterol biosynthetic process
Cellular component (GO): endoplasmic reticulum; membrane
Molecular function (GO): flavin adenine dinucleotide binding; squalene monooxygenase activity
Source: RefSeq, a predicted model, not a curated record